GUAUUCCCACGCCACUGCUCACCACCCAAGCCAUCUAUCCUUGCCCUUGAGCAGUCGGGCUCAAGCUUGCUGCUUUCCAACCGAUCCAUCUCUCAUUUCCUAGGAAUAAUACCCCUCCGGUUCUUACCGCGUGAGUUGCAAGAAUCUUAAACCAACUACCAACAUGAAACCCCUCACCUACGCCUCCCUCCUCCUCGGCAUCUACGCAACGACCGCCCUCGCCGGCCUCCGCCCCGAUGCCACCCCCGAAGAAAUCGCCGCCGCCGAAGCCGAGUGCGGCUCCCUGGGCGUGAUGUGGGUCGCCCCAGAAGAUCUGCCCGAGGGCAUUACCUACGACGACGUCCGCCUGUGCGCGGGCCAUCCCCUCGGCCCAAAUGCAGGCCCGGGUCCGGGUCCUGGGAUUGGCUCUAGGCUCCGUGAGCUCUUGCCGGGCUGGAUGUUUUGAGAGGGACGGUGUCAGUUUCCAGACCUGGUUGCCUGCGGCGUAGUGUGCGAGCAGGCAGUGGGCAGUCGUUUGGAGUUGAGCUGGGUCUCUGGGAUUGCGGAGGGUGUUGUUUGAUGUUGAUUUUGGGACAGGCCUGAUCGAUAUGCGUCUGGCAUGGGGAUAGUAUUCACAUAUGACAUGGCUUAUAAUUUGGCGAUAAUGGCGUUCUAGCAUUUCUUAGAAUGUAGAUGC
Messenger RNA from Aspergillus calidoustus, 676 nucleotides. NCBI's taxonomy places the organism in Eukaryota, Fungi, Ascomycota, Eurotiomycetes, Eurotiales, Aspergillaceae. The record is from the annotation of a GenBank genome assembly.